GUCCUCGGUUGAUGACACAGAGCCACACCUUCCGUCAACUGUACAACAUCAUUCUGCAGCUUUAAAAGGCCCCGGAUGACUUCCUCCUUCGCAGUAACAUUUCCUCCCACUCUUACUCAAGUGAGUCUCUCACUUGACUUUUUUCCCCCCAGUGUAUGGAAAUGGAGGAUCGAAUGGAAAGUCAGAAGAGGCCGGGACUGAGUAAAGAAGUCUUAAUAUCUGAGAAGACCGGCUCUUUGGGAUGCUGUGGGUGGUUUAUAGUCAUAUUGGUUGGCUUCUUCACAAUAUGCCUCUUCCCCAUCACCAUUUGGUUCUGUUUGAAGAUAGUUCAGGAGUAUGAGCGUGCGGUUAUCUUCAGACUAGGCCGCAUCACAGACAGGAAGGCGAAAGGACCAGGAAUUUUCUUCAUUUUGCCCUGUACUGAUUCAUUUGUUAAAGUUGACCUGCGAACUAUUUCUUUCGACAUCCCACCACAAGAGAUUCUAACUAAGGACUCAGUGACAGUCAGCGUGGAUGGCGUGGUGUACUUCCGAGUCAGUGAUCCCAUCGCUUCUGUCGCGAAUGUGUCCAACGCUGACUUCGCCACCCGUUUGCUCGCCCAGACCACCCUCAGAAACGUCUUGGGCACCAAGAACCUGGCUGAGGUCCUAUCUGACCGCGAGGGGAUAGCUCACAGCAUGCAGUCAAACCUGGAUGAAGCGACAGACGACUGGGGUAUCAAAGUGGAACGUGUUGAGAUUAAAGAUGUGAAGUUACCCGUUCAGCUGCAGAGAGCCAUGGCUGCCGAGGCGGAGGCUGCACGAGAGGCCAGGGCCAAAGUGAUAGCCGCGGAAGGUGAGAUGAACGCAUCCCGCGCCCUGAAGGAAGCGUCGCUGGUCAUCGCCGAGUCUCCGUCAGCCCUGCAGCUCCGUUACCUGCAGACCCUCAACACCAUCGCCGCAGAGAAGAACUCCACCAUCAUUUUCCCCCUGCCAAUGGAUGUGAUUUCUCACUUUAUGCGCAAGUAGUAGCCUUGUUGGCUGAUGUUGCUCUUCCGAUGAUAUUAUGCCGUUGUCAAAAGACUACAUCUAACAGGAUUUGUUUGAUGUUGAGGUCAUGUGAUCGUAGUCAGUGCUCUUUUGCUGAGAUGGUGUGUAAAGUUUUUAUUUUUGAUGGGACCACUGCAAGCUUUGACACUUCAAAUUAAAAAUGUUUUUUCUGACGUUCUAACUUCAGUGUUCUGGUCAUUUCAAUUUCCUGGUGCUAUCAAGAAGUACCAUCAAGUCACAGUGUUUAUUUUGUAGUAAUUUUGUUGUAAUGUUUUUAUGAGUUUCCUUGCUCAGACCUUAUGAGUGAGGUCUUGCUUCAUGCAGUUAAUAUCACAGUGCUUUAGGUGAGUGCAGCUAUACUGUAAUUUAAGGACAAUUUCCACUUAUUUUUUUUCGAAAUAAUUUGGACAAAGUAUACAUAAAAUGGAUGAUGACGUGUAAUAGUUUUCGCUGAUAAUUUUCCCCCGAAACUAUUCAUCUGUAUACAAUGAAAAAAAAAAAACAUUUGUAUGACACAACAGUCAACAGG
Hippocampus zosterae (dwarf seahorse) is the source of this 1557-nucleotide messenger RNA. RefSeq names its product stomatin (EPB72)-like 3b (gene stoml3b). Lineage: Eukaryota; Metazoa; Chordata; Actinopteri; Syngnathiformes; Syngnathidae. The coding region runs from base 156 to 1007 and encodes 283 amino acids. The transcript has 7 exons. The record is from RefSeq and is a predicted model, not a curated record. Gene Ontology annotation, cellular component: plasma membrane.